This is a messenger RNA of Ipomoea triloba (trilobed morning glory), 909 nucleotides long. RefSeq lists its product as uncharacterized. Lineage: Eukaryota; Viridiplantae; Streptophyta; Magnoliopsida; Solanales; Convolvulaceae. The transcript has 2 exons. The coding region runs from base 1 to 909 and encodes 302 amino acids. Gene Ontology annotation, molecular function: nucleic acid binding; zinc ion binding. The record is from RefSeq and is a predicted model, not a curated record.
AUGGUUAACAACAAUCAGCGCGGGCAACUGGACAUGGUUUGGAGGGUGGCAGGGAAGCACCCACCCUUCUUUGCGGGUCAGGAAGACCCCAUGGUGCUUGAAAACUGGAUUCACGCCUUCAACAAAAUCCUGGAGGUGGUGGAGUGCCCGGAGGGGCGACGCGUCGAGAUAGCCAGUUUCUAUUUGCAGCAAGAGGCAGACCUCUGGUGGGUCCAUGAAGACUCAGUGAUGAGGCAAGAGCCCAAGUUCAUAUGGGAGUCCUUUAAGGGCAAGAUGCGUGCUCACUUCUACCUAGUGCAUGUGAAGGCGGUUAUGCAGGAAGAGUUCUUGCACCUCAAACAGGGGUCCGUUCCGACGGAGGAAAGUAAGACCGAGAAGUUCGUAGUCGGACUGAACUUGGACACUCGUAUGGCACUGGUAGUGUUUAAGUUUCGUACCUUGAGUGAGGCAUAUAGUAGCGCAACGGACCACUAUCGGGUGUUGUCCAUUCGGCGGGGAGUGCAAGAUCGGACAAAGAGCCUUGGUGAGGGCGGUGGUGUAUCAAAUUCCAAAAGGCAUACGCCAGUUGGUCCCGGAUUUGCGGGGAACUUCCAUAAGGGCAGUGCUAGCGGUGGAGGCACGUCUCAACCCACGAUGGGGCAGGGGACUAGAAGUGAUGGGGUUAGAGAGCAUCAUUUUCGAUGCAGGAGGUUCGGGAGAGAUCAUCUCGGGAGAGAUUGCGGUGGGCACUUGGUCGAGUGCUACAGUUGUGGCCAGAGGGGUCAUAGGGCAUCUGAGUGCACAUCUGGAAAAGGAGGAUCGUCCAAUCCUAUACUGAAUGCAACACAAGGAGCGCAGACUUCGACUCAGCCUCCGAAAGAGAUUGAAGGUAAGAGCGGGAGCACACCUGGAGGUAGUCAGAGUGCCUAG